AUGCAGCGAUCCGCACCAUUUUUCGACCUUUCUAACUCGUUAAUCGGGGCUGGCGAUGGAGCAGCGGCGGCAGCGGGCGUGCCCAAGCGGCGUACUGUGGUGAUAUGCGCGUCAGGCUUCCACGGCGCCGCGAAGGCCGAACUGCAGGCGCAUGUGGCGGCGCUGGGCGCCUGCUAUAGGGGCGACCUCGUCCGGGGCCAUACGACACACCUGGUGUGCAGGCGCAUGCUGGACGCAUUCGGGAGCGCCAAGUACCGCAUGGCACUUGAAUGGGGGAUCCACAUCGUCUGCCACCGCUGGCUCACAGACAGCGUGCUUGCCGGCCGCGCCAUGCCCCCUGAUGACUACAAAGACGACGGCGACGAGGCCCUGGCAGCUUCCCCGCAGCCGCCACGGUUUCGCGGCUGUCAUGCAGCUGACGGCGACAUGGUGCCUUUUCGCCGAGGAACAUCGCAGCUUCCUGAAGACCAUUCUCAGCAGGAGCAGCGGCAGCAGCAGCAACAGCAAGAGCAGCAGCAGAAGCAGCAGCAGCAGCAACAAUUGCAGCAGGAUGAGGAAGAGCAGAAGCACCAGGGACAGGAGCAGGUGCACGAGCAGGACACAAGCUCUGCUGAGAGCCAAGAGCGUUUGCGCGUCCGCCCUCCUGCCAGCCUCAACGCAGACGCAAACGACUUGCCUGCUCAGAACCCUGCGGCCAGCCUAAGCCUGUCGCGGCAGCUUUGCUUCGACGCGCCUCAGACGCGGGCCAGCGAAGAAGAGGCACAUGCAGCGCGCGGCGCGCACGAAGCGGCCGCACCGGGCGGGCGGGCAGAGAUGGGCGCGUGUGCAGGUUCGCCCGCCGACAUCGAGGUUCCAGACAGCCAGCCAUUUGGCAGCAUACCCAGCGGCACAAACAGCCCCGGCAGCCCGCGCGGCGCGGCUUACGCGGCGGCCGGCGCAUUCUCGUUCGUGGGGGUCGGCAGGGGUGGGCCGCCGCCGUCUGGCGAUGGCGGAAGCCCACAGUGGGGCUGGGGCGGCUCUGGGGCGCGAGAAGUGGAGGAGGACGGCGUUGAGCAGCAGCACGGACACGGCAGGCAGGGCGGGCGGCGACAGCCGCAACACCACUUGGAUGCCGCAGCAGCUCGCAGCCCCCUGGCAGCGGCGUCGGCGGCCGCUGUGUCGGUAGCGGCGCAAGGCACCCAGCAGGGCCCGGGAUUUGACGCUUGUGUCGGCGGGGAGGGCAGCGACUGCGGCACAGAAGACCCCCCUGCAGAUGACUGGGCUGCGGAGGCCGCGGGCAGCGGAGGGGACAGCGGGGUGGAGGCAUCCCCACAUGCACACGGGGCGAACAGCGAGGCUGCGGGGGGAGACAAGGCGUGGGACGAGGUUGAGGACGGGGAGGAGGACGGGGAGGAGGUGGAGGAGGGCGGCAGCAACGAGCAAGGCCUGGUGGAGGACGGCAGCUGCGCGGGGCGGCAGGAGCGGCGCCUGGCGCGCUGCGGCUCCCCAGGGCUGGACGCGGACGGCGCGGUGCCUGAGACGCAGGCCGACCCGUCAGACUGGGGCGGCGGGCCCUGGGCGCACGGCGGGGCUUGCGGCGGGGCGGCUCUGAGCAAUCCAGCGCUGCAGUACCCGUUGAUGGGGCGGUCCGCGGCCGCCCGUGAGGGCGGCGGCGGCGGCAGCGCGGGCCGAGAGCAGCGGCGGUUGCGGGAGGUGGAGGAGGCGGAGCGGCGGCAGCGCGAGGAGGACAGGCGGCUGAGGCAGGAGGGGCCAGAGCAGCAGCAGCGGCUGCGGCAGCCCGGCGGCCGAAAGGCACCCCAAGAUGCGACCGAAGGCGUGCCACCUGCACCAGCGCAUCAGCCAGCUGCGCCCGCCGCGCCCGCUGCGCCGCCGCCCGCGCGGCAGCAGUCGUCUGACCAAAGCCCAACACAGGUGCCCCACCGCGCCCGUGUGAAGCCUGGCCGCCGCGCGGCGCAGCUGCUGGAGACUCCUGAGCACGACCUCCUGGAAGACGAGCAGGCGUUGGAUCACGACCCAGGUGCAGAUCCGGAGGGUGCAGAUCUGGAGGACUCUGAUCUCGAUGCGGAGGACCUGCGGCAGCUGGAGAGCCACCGGCUGGCGGCGCGCCGGCCGUCAGGCACAGGCCAGGGGCGGCGGCGGCUGCGGCGGGGUACCCUCGGCGGCUUGCCGCAGCAGGCGGACGGGAACGUCACCAAUGGGGCGGGCGCUCAUGGCGGCGGGCCCUGCGGCUGGCUGCAGCGGACGCCUGCCUGCAGCGGCACCACCAGCGGCGGCGGCGACGGCGGCCGUGCAGGUGGUAGCUCCCUGGAGUCCACUGCGGCCCCCCACAGCGAGUGCGCCAGCAGCGCGCCCGCCAGCAGCGCGGCGGCGGCGCCCGCGGCCUCGGACAGCGGGCUGCCCUGCGCGCGGCUGUUCCCCUCGGACGCUGACUCAGCCAGCCGCCUCAGCUGCGGCGGCUGCGACGCGGAUGAUGCGAGCACGCGCGCGCACGUCGGCCAUCGCGGCUGGGAGGGCGGCGGCUCCGCCGCACGCGCCGACCCCACUGGCGCGCCCCGGGCCGCGGCCGUGGUGGCCGCCAGCAGCGGCGGCGGCGGCGGCGCCAGGCGUCUGCAGCUGCCCGGCAGCGCGAGCAGCAAGCGCGUGGAUCCCGCGACGGUCGAGGCCGUGCGGCGGCGCCAGCUGCAGCUGCGGGAGCAGGACAAGCAGCGCAGGGCGGCCGCGGAUGCGACUGCCGCGGCCGCAGACGCGCAGCGGCGGGGGCGGGAGGCCUGCCCGGCUGGGCACGGGCCGCCCCCGGCGGGCUCGGCGCCGCCGCGCGGCCGCGGGCGCGGCGCGCCUGCUGUCGACGGCGCGGACGGGGGCGAGUGGAGUACCGAGGGGGAGGAUGAGGAGCUGCCUGAAACUGAGGAUGGGGAUGAUCUGGGCGGGGCAGACGGCGCAGCCUGGAGCCUGGGGCCGGUGGGCGCCGCGCGCGGCGCCCGCGGCACCAGCUGCAGCUCUGGCGACGCGCCGCCUGUCGUCGCUGCGCAUGCCCCGCGGCGGCAGCAGCACCGGCAGCAGCAGCAGCAGCAGCAGCAGCAGCAAGCGCCGGCGGCAUGUGUCGUCGGCGGCGCCCCCGCGCGGUCGUGCCGCGCGGGCAGCGACACCUGGGGCGAGCCGGCCGAGAGCGGCGCGACGGGCGCGACCGCCGCCGCCGCGACGGCGGGUGUGCCGGCGCUGGUCACUGUUGCGGCCGCAGACUCGGGCGAUGACGCGGGCGGCGGCGGCGGCGGCGACAGCCCGGCGUCGUGCGUGGGACCCCUCAGGGCGCCGUCUGGCGGUGGCGGCGGCGGCGGGGGCGCGCUGGAAGCCGCGCUGCAGCGCGUCAUGCGCGGCAACGAGCUGCUGCGCACGCAGACGCGCGCGCCGCCGCCGCCGCAAGCCGCGCGCGCGCCAGACGCGGCCGCUCGCGGGCGAGCAACAGCCGCGGCGGCGACGCCGGAGGCUAGCGGCGGCGGCGGCGACGCGGGGGCCGCGCUUGCGGAGAUGCCGACCUGCGGGCUCGCGCGCGGCGACGAGGCCAUGCGGCUGCAGCUCGGGGUGCAGCUCGCCCACCUCGGACGCGCCGGGGACGAGGAGGAGGCGGUCGCCCUGAAGCUGCUGCUGCGGCCGGCGCGCGGCAGCGGCGCGCGGCAGGCGCACGGGCUGCCGGCGGGCG
Monoraphidium neglectum is the source of this 3697-nucleotide messenger RNA. RefSeq lists its product as hypothetical. NCBI's taxonomy places the organism in Eukaryota, Viridiplantae, Chlorophyta, Chlorophyceae, Sphaeropleales, Selenastraceae. The annotation marks the transcript as partial. The transcript is spliced from 3 exons. The record is from RefSeq and is a predicted model, not a curated record.